This is a messenger RNA of Chilo suppressalis (striped riceborer), 1145 nucleotides long. The record is from the annotation of a GenBank genome assembly. Lineage: Eukaryota; Metazoa; Arthropoda; Insecta; Lepidoptera; Crambidae.
GCCCAGUCCUAGCCUGUGCAGUCUUGUCAACGUCAACAUACUAAAGAUACAUUUAAACAACAAGCAACCCAAAACAACACCAGUUGAAAUCUUUAGUGUUUAUCGUUCACUACUAAAAGUAAAAACACCAGUGUAUGUACACAUACAAGAGAAUAUAUAACACUGAAAGUGGUAAAGUGUUAAUUAUAAAAUUUUUCGAAGUAGCUUGUGAAAUGACUUUUUCAACAGAAACAUGGAGCCGACGUUGCUCCACAGAGACCGUGUUCAGUGUGCAAGGAAAAGAAACAGAUUUUGUGCAAGACUCGAGUGACACAGAAAUGGGCAGUGACGCGGACAAAGAUGUGGAGUACGAGCCGGUCACGGAGUCCGAGGGGGAGGCGCCCAUAUCCACUGACUCAUCAGGAGAAACUGACAAUGAGGUGAAGACCGCAUGGGGUGGCACAGACGAGGCGGGUUAUAAAGGGGAGGAAUUACAACUGGCAGAUUCCGAGGCAGGCUCCUACGUUUCGGAUAGCGAGCUGGACCUGCACGCGUAUUGGACGUGUGCACGAUGCCGUAGCGUUAAUGACAACACGCGGUAUCGAUACUGCACAAAGUGCUUUAAGGUACGAAAGAACUUCUUUCCGCCGCGGCCGAGAAGAAAGGACAAGCGAUCGGCGGCUACCACCGACGCCCCGAUCGUAUUAUCCCAGGAUUCAGGAGUGGAUUCCCACUUUAGCCAGGAAGCGAAACUCAGCCAAGACUUAGCAGAAGGCCCGUCGAAAGAGACCACUACCACAGACGGGUCAGGUAAGGCCACCAAACGACGCGCCGCUUCCGCCGAACGUACAUAUAAACGGCCCCGACUCGAAUCUGAGUCCGAUGUCGAAACCAAAUCCUGCGUCGAAGUAAGCCCCCUUAUUAAGACCGCCAGUGACCCAGCCGUCACAAUAGAGUCUUUGGAAGCGUACAAAGGCUACAAAACAGACUCCAAAGACUUGUGUAUCAUUUGCUUGUCGGAACCGAAAACCGGCGUUUUUGUUCACCGUCGCGUUGCACAUAUAUGCUGCUGUUACAAGUGUUCGGUUAAAGUUUGGUCGAAAGCCAGGCGUUGCCCCAUAUGUAAUUGCAAAGUUAGUAAUGUUCUGAAAGCGGUGGUGAUGUAA